Molecule: messenger RNA, 6521 nt
Organism: Ictalurus furcatus (blue catfish)
Lineage: Eukaryota; Metazoa; Chordata; Actinopteri; Siluriformes; Ictaluridae
Gene: hmgcs1
Product: 3-hydroxy-3-methylglutaryl-CoA synthase 1 (soluble)
Exons: 10
Coding region: 2329-3978 (549 amino acids)
Biological process (GO): acetyl-CoA metabolic process
Molecular function (GO): hydroxymethylglutaryl-CoA synthase activity
Source: RefSeq, a predicted model, not a curated record
UGAAUAGCGCUCGCUCAGGUAAUGUCCUCUUACUGUAUAUAAAUAAGCCAGAAUCAGAAACUUCCAAGUGUGCGUCCACAUCGAGAUUACCAACUGUGCCUUUAAUUCCAACAUAUUUAUUGAAGAACUGAAUAUUUAUAUAGGUAAGUAUAUUUUUUCGCCCUGUUUGUAAUAAAUAGUCGUUUGCUUAAUGCAAAAAUAACAAAAAUACAAAAGAGGUGAACUGUUUUAAACAUAAUACUAUGAAUAACUAGGAAAAACUAAAUAAAAUAAAAAUAAAAUACUAUCUAAUUUAUGAAAAAAAAGAAAAAUAAAAUAAAAAAGUUUAACUGCACUAAACCUAAUUAAAUCUAAUGUUAUGAAUAAUGGUUAAAUAAUAAAUAAAUAAAUAAUGAAUUUAAUUACAAAAAAACAAAAAACAAACAAACAAAAAAAAACACUAAAACCAAGCCCACAAGUAAACUGCAUUAAACCUAUGUAAUGUUAUAAAUAAUGAGAAAUGGAAAAAAGUGAACAGGAUGAAACCUAUCUGAUCCAAAAUGUUUACAUUUACUCCUCCUCUUAUUGUAUAAUCAAAGUAAAAAAUCUGUAUGAAGCAGGAUUGACAUUAAACUUGGACAUCCUAUCUAACAGCUUCAGCUGAAAUAGAACUGCAACAAUCCAUCUAUUAUUGUUACUACUGUAAAGUGUGUGAAACCUUAUUUAUUAUUAGGGAUAAUAUUAAUUGUAAAGUGGGACACAUAAAUAAAUAUUGCAUUUUGUCACUAUUUUUAAAACCAUCAUCCCAAUAAUCCGCUUUGUAAAAGAUUUCCCGUACACUAUUUAAAAGCACAAAUCAAGAAAUACCAAACAUGGGUAGCUUCUUAGAACCUUUGUUUAUCACACCCUGUACGAUUUCAUGUUAUUUCUGUUAAAGUUAGCAGCGCAGUGGUGCAGUGAGUAACAUUACCACCUCGCAGGUCCAGGUUCAAUCCUGAGCUCGGGUUACUGUCUGUUUCGCAUUUUCGCCCUGUGUUCUCAUGAGUUUCCUCUGGGUUCUCCGGUUUCCUCAGACUGUCCAAAAACACAGAUAAUAACUGUGUGAAUGUGUUCCUGUUGUGUUCCCACUGGUAUCCCAUCUGGGGUGAAUUCUCUCACCUUGCAUUCAGUGUUCCUGGUAACUGCUAAUAUUUAUUGAACAUAUUUUACCAUUAUUUAUUUGGCUUGUAAUAUGUACGAAUCUUUUAUUAUACAGCACAGGUGUUAACUUUGAUAGUUUUGAAAACUAGGAGAAAAAAAAACUUCCCAAUGAUUCCUGCUGAAAAAAAAUAGGAACUCUUAUAGAAAUUGCAAUGGUCGUAAUGGUUAUAAUUGGAAAUGGGAAUUGUACUGGUUGUAAUGGAAACUGUAAUGGUCCCUAUGGGUCUCUACUGGUAAUUUGUUGCCUUUUAUUGAUAGCAUGUAAUGUCUAGUGCAGUGGUUUUCAAAGUGGGGGCCGCCAGGGGGCGCCCGGGGGGUCUCAACAAUUUGGUGUGAAAAAUAAAUAAAUGUAUGUUUUAUCGUUCUCACUCACUCACUCACACACACACACACACACACACACACAAAAUCAAUUCCUAACCUAAUGUAAAGAUGUAAGAUGUAAUUAUUAAUAAAAAAGGGGGAUAUAUUCAGAAGUCUGUAUUUUUAAUGUGUUUUAAAGACAUCUUGCAAAAGGGUGGCCUUGGUCAAAUUUUAAUGCCAUUUGGGGGGCCUUGCCCUGGAAAAGUUUGGGAACCACUGGUCUAGUGGACAACACUGAGAACCUAUAAUGGUAAUUGUAUUUGUUUUAAUGGCAACUGUAAUGGACCCUGUGGGUCUCUACUAGUAAUUUGUUGGCUUCUAUUGGUGGCAUGUUAUGUCUAUUAUGUCUAGUGGAUACCCGUAAGGACCUACGCGGUUUUAAUGGUUAACCGCUCAUGACUUUUAGUGGUAUUUGUAGUGGAAACCAUUAGAAUGUCUGUAAUAGUUUCUAUUGUUGUUGUUUUUCAGCAGGGAUAAACUCGGUAAAGAAUUUCGAUAUUAGAAUGUUUCGUUAUUAACAAUAAGCGUGGAUAAACUGAAUGAUAAAUAAUUAAUCGGGACUGUAUUUGAAACACAACGUAACCAUAGCACGCUGGAAAGCGUCUCUGACUGCUAAACCGGAAGUCGGUCCGUCCGCUAUUGUUGUCCGGCUUCACGAUCACAUGGAAGAACUGACCUUAUGAUCUUCGGGAAGGGGCAGAAACUCCUCUCUUUCUGACAUUGAAUUUUCGUGUUAUAUGUUUGUAAGGUUGAUCUGCUGCUCAUCCAAAGUUUCUUCCGAUCACAAUGCCUGGUUCUGUCCCUACGAGCUAUUCAGACACUUGGCCCAAAGAUGUGGGCAUCAUUGCUAUGGAGGUCUACAUUCCCUCCCAGUAUGUAGACCAGGCGGAACUGGAGGAGUUUGAUGAUGUUGGAGCAGGGAAGUACACCAUCGGUCUUGGGCAAGCGCGAAUGGGUUUCUGCUCAGACCGGGAGGACAUUAACUCGCUGUGUCUGACCGUGGUGCAGCGGCUUAUGGAGAGAAACUGCUUGUCGUACGACAGCGUGGGAAGACUCGAGGUGGGCACAGAGACCAUCAUCGACAAGUCGAAGUCGGUGAAGACGGUAUUAAUGCAGCUGUUUGAGGAAUCCGGAAAUACAGACGUGGAGGGAAUCGACACCACUAACGCAUGCUACGGAGGCACCGCUGCUCUUUUCAACGCUGUCAACUGGGUGGAGUCCAGCUCCUGGGACGGUCGCUACGCUCUGGUUGUGGCUGGAGAUAUCGCGGUGUAUGCAACAGGCAGUGCCAGGCCUACAGGAGGCGCUGGAGCAGUGGCCAUGUUGGUAGGGCCUAAUGCACCUCUGGCAUUUGAUAGAGGCCUACGAGGGACCCAUAUGCAGCACGCGUAUGAUUUCUAUAAGCCUGAUAUGGUGUCAGAGUAUCCCGUAGUUGAUGGCAAGCUCUCCAUCCAGUGCUACCUCAGUGCAUUGGACAGAUGUUACUCUGUCUACCGCAAUAAAAUUCAAGCCCAAUGGCAAAGAGAGGGCCUUGAGAGACGUUUCAGUCUGAAAGACUUUGGCUACAUGGUCUUCCAUUCUCCCUAUUGUAAACUGGUUCAGAAGUCUCUGGCUCGACUCCUGCUCAACGACUUCCUGUCUCAUCCCAACCCCGACAUGGAGAGUGGGCCUUUCAGCGGCCUGGAGGCCUUCAGGGAUGUGAAGGCUGAGGACACGUAUUUUGACCGUGAUGUGGAGAAGGCCUUCAUGAAAGCCAGCGCAGAGAUGUUUGAGCAGAAAACCAAGGCCUCCCUGCUCAUAUCCAACCAGAAUGGCAACAUGUACACACCAUCUGUGUAUGGUUGUCUGGCUUCCAUUCUAGCACAAUUUACACCUCAGGAGUUGGCAGGUCAGAGAAUUGGCUUGUUCUCAUACGGAUCAGGCUUCGCUGCCACACUCUACUCGAUCAGAGUGACACAAGAUGCUACACCUGGUGAGUGUAUACAUGUAUUCACAGCACACACAACUUUAUGGAGAUGCCUUGACGUCACAAGUCAUGUAAACGUGUGUGUUUUAUCCCAAGGCUCUACACUAGAUAAACUGGUUUCCAGUCUGUCAGAUCUGCAGGCCCGACUGGACUCUAGGAAGAAGGUUCCACCUGCUGUCUUUGCAGACAACAUGAAGCUUAGAGAGGAGACCCAUCACUUGGCAAACUACGUCCCCCAGGGUUCAGUGGACGAGUUGUUCCCAGGCACAUGGUAUCUAACGCGUGUGGAUGAGAAACACCGCAGAUAUUACACUAGACGUUCCCUGGAUGAACACGGACCUCUGGAGGCAGGACUUCUUAAUUCCGUGACCGCAUCCGAGCACAUCCCCAGCCCGGUGAAGAAGAUGCCCCGCAUCCCAGCCACUACUGCUGUCCCUGAGGCAGUCACUAUUACUAAUGGGGAACAUUGACGUUAACCUCAGUGAGGUUAUUCAUACUGUAGGUGACAAUAAGGACACGUGAUCCGGGCGAAAACGAAAAGAGGUCAAGGCAGGGCUUUCUGUCUUGGUCUUGAGACAUUUCUGAACAAGGAUAGAUUUUUAAAUAUUCCUGGAUAGGAUUGGUUAUUCUGUCAGUUUAAGCUGUUCUUAUAUACACGUUGGUGAGGUAAGAGAAUGGUGGAAAGUGGGUGGUACCAUCAUGACAAAUAACAACAUAUUUUUUUCAAAGUAACGAGCACAAUGUGGCAAAGUGUACAUGACUGCUGCUCAGAACCCACAAUCUAUGCACAGACAAAGGGGAAUGUUGUUUUUUUUUUUUUUUUUUUGGGGGGGGGUUUCCCCCUCAAAUAAUCCUCAGUCUGAUUUCACAUCAGGUUUCUUUUUAGGAUCUUUUGUUUGCAUUGGAAAUUAGUGGAAAUGUUUUGAGGAAGAGAUAAUAAGAAAAUCAGGCCCAGCUGUGUAAGGGUGGGAGUAAAGGGAUGUUGACCUUUUUUUUUUUUUUUUACAUUUUUUUUUUUUUUCUUCCUCAUGCUGUUUUUCAGUAAGCGGUGCUGCUGCUUUUUUACCCCCACAUUUCUGACAUUUUCUUUAAAUUUGGAAGCAUGUGUAAAUAUCAUGUCUUGUUCUGGUUUUUGUGCUUUUUAAUAAUUAUAUUACUAGUCCAUAAGUGUAGUCCGUUGUGUGUCACCAUGACCAUUGUCGUAUCAGCACAGCUGAGUCAACUGAAAAUUCUCCUUAAUUUUCUCUGCAAUUAUAGUCCUCGCCACCUGCUAUCUUGAACUCUCCCUUUAUUAAAUGGUUGCUACCAACCUGGAGGCUGCUUCCUGUCACCACAUCUUUCUCUCUGGGUAGUUGAAUGUGCGUGUAAGAGCACACCAACCCAAUAAGAGCAUGGCCUGUUGUGGCUGUUGGUGCAUGUGGAACUGUUGAUCCAGCGUUGUAUCCAGUGACACAUCCUUUAUAUCUUACUGCACCAUUUGAGAGCCACCUUUUAAUCAGUUAACGUGAUGUUAAAGAUUCUGCGAUGUGCAUUCUCAAUUACAGUCAUGGUCAGUUUUGCAGCAAGAUAGUGAUAUGUAACCAACAACUAAAAAAAUACCAACACUAGGUAGUGUUCUGUUAUUAACGGAGAUAAAAUUAGCCCAUGAGCUUGGCUGGAUCUGUAAAACUGAGGAUAAAUGCAGUUCAGAAUGAAGUUAAGGUAUUGUAUAAUUAUUGAUCACCAGAGUAUAAGUGAAAGUAAUAUUAGUUGUUUAAUAGAUGUAACUGCACUUUUUGUUUUUGGUUUUUAAAACAAUUGGGACCACUAAAGCAGGGAAGGAUUAAAGGAAAGACAGAUGCACUCACUAUCUAUAAAUCAGGCUCAUUGAAGCUGUUGACACAGUGAUGAUCGGAACUCUUGAGAAAUUCACAUACUUUUUGUUUUUAAUGUGUUCUGGUUGUGUGUAGUCUUUCAUUCUGUCUGUUCUUGAGCCCCCUUGCCGUUGGUUGUGCCAAAUUUAAAAAGCUUACAAAAUAUCAUUUGCCGCAUAUUGUGUCUGGGAUCAUUCUGAUACUGCAGGCAGGUUUUUAUUUGAUGAAACUGGAUGUAAAAGCAGAACUUGUUUUCACCAUACACUUGGGACUGACGGAUAAUGUCAUAAUGCAGUUUCAAUACAAGUAAAUAAAUAACAUUAACCUUUCGAACAAGAGUUCAGCUGUCAAUGACCUGGAGUCCAAGAGAGUUAAACUGCACUGUAGAACAUAAAAUCUAGGGUUAUUAGUGCACCCUAGUGCUUUACUGUAUCAUUUGGUGUCUUUUAAAGCAGCAUCACAUUCAUGAAUGCAGUUUCUCUGUAGAGCAUUUAACGAGACCUUAUCAGCAUGAUUUAAAUGUGUUGUUUUUUUUGUUUGUUUUUUAAAAAAAAAUAAUAUACACACACGCACACGGGUAACUCUGUGGAAGUUUAAUAGUGGCUGAUGGUAAUCAGGCCCUAGCUUACAAAACAGUGGUGUCGGUUUCCUCUUUCCCAAUGAGCAAUGUGUAUAAAGAGCUUAAUUUGCUCAGUUAUAAUAAAUAUUAAAUAUAAAUGCCAGUGCCUCAGACUGGUUAGAAUCACUUGUAGACAUUUUCAUUUCAUUGAGGAGAUUUUUCUGUAUGGGAUUUGUUUGAUGUCAUUCAAUGUUUUUAAAGAAACACAAUUAAACCUGAAUAAUGUAAUGAAUAGCUAUAUAUACUCUCUUAAAGAAACGGGUGCUAAACUGUACCUUUUCCUGUUGUGGUGGUACACUUAUCUUUUGUACCUUUUUAAUAUAUAUCUUGUACCUGCAAAUUGUACCUUUUUAAAAGUUUAUUUUUCUUUAUUGUACCUAUAGAAAAAAGAUUUAAGGUACAUUAUUUAAGUGAUAAAGCUUUAAAGGUAUACGAUAUACAUCUUUCUAGGUAACAGAUAUAUAUACUAAAGGUACAAAAAGGUGUACGCAAAGAAUAGUGCAGUGUAGUAUUUUUUUUUCUUUCUGAGAGUAUGUAUGUA